CAGGCACAAGUCUGUCAGGCCGCCACCAGCCCUGGUCCAGCCGUCAGGGCCCAUCCGACCGUCAGCGAUGUUUUAUUUCCACUGCCCACCACAGCUAGAGGGCACUGCACCCUUUGGGAACCACUCUACUGGGGAUUUCGAUGAUGGGUUUCUUAGAAGAAAACAGCGCAGGAACCGGACUACCUUCACUCUUCAGCAGCUGGAAGCUCUGGAGGCAGUCUUUGCCCAAACACACUACCCAGAUGUCUUCACCAGAGAAGAGUUAGCCAUGAAAAUAAACCUCACAGAAGCCAGAGUGCAGGUUUGGUUCCAGAACAGAAGAGCCAAAUGGAGGAAGACAGAGAGAGGGGCCUCUGACCAGGAGCCAGGGGCUAAGGAACCCAUGGCAGAGGUGACACCACCACCAGUGAGGAACAUCAACUCUCCACCCCCAGGGGACCAGGCUCGGAGUAAGAAGGAGGCCCUGGAGGCCCAGCAGAGCCUGGGACGCACAGUGGGUCCUGCCGGGCCUUUUUUUCCCUCCUGCUUGCCAGGGACCCUACUGAACACAGCCACUUAUGCCCAGGCCCUGUCCCACGUGGCAUCUCUGAAAGGGGGCCCACUGUGCUCUUGCUGUGUCCCAGACCCUAUGGGGCUCUCCUUCCUCCCCACGUAUGGCUGCCAGAGUAACCGCACGGCCAGUGUGGCUGCCCUGCGCAUGAAGGCCCGCGAGCAUUCAGAAGCUGUCCUGCAGUCUGCCAACCUUCUGCCAUCCACCAGCAGCAGCCCGGGCCCUGCCUCCAAGCAGGUGCCUCCAGAAAGCAGCCAGGACAAGACCUCUCCAACCAAGGAACAGAGUGAGGGAGAGAAGAGCGUAUGA
Messenger RNA from Arvicanthis niloticus (Nile rat), 859 nucleotides. It is a transcript of the gene Drgx, whose product is annotated as dorsal root ganglia homeobox. NCBI's taxonomy places the organism in Eukaryota, Metazoa, Chordata, Mammalia, Rodentia, Muridae. The record is from RefSeq and is a predicted model, not a curated record. Gene Ontology annotation, molecular function: DNA-binding transcription factor activity, RNA polymerase II-specific; RNA polymerase II transcription regulatory region sequence-specific DNA binding. Gene Ontology annotation, biological process: regulation of transcription by RNA polymerase II.